AUGAGUGCCUCGCGAAAGAACAAACGCGACUUGACCACGCGGAGCGUGGACAUGCUCAACAGCGUCAUGGACAACACCGGCGCGAACCCCCAUUCCAGAAGCAAACCGCGUUUCCGGCGUUUACCCUCGCAGCCUAUCAACCGUUUUGGUAGCAGGACGCCGCAAGUCCCGCGGGGCGAUGCUAUUUGGGAUAUUCCGUCGGACACUUCGCCGGAGAAGACACGACCUGCGUCACAGACCGAGCCCCUUUCUCUGAGACGAUCCCAACGAGCUCGGAAGCAGGUUCAUGCAGUGGAGGAUACCCCGACUAGGUCCUCGCGGAGAUUGGCACGUGUCAUUGAGGAUAGGCAUGAGCGAAGUGACGAUGAAGAUGAUUCUGAAACGGGGGAGGAAUUGAACGAAAUCAUUGAUAAGCAGUUAGGUGGCGCGAGGUUGAUCGGGUUGGUGAACAAGAAGAGAAACGCGGACGUGAGCCAUGCACCUAUCGAGGAAGAAAGGGGAGAACAAGAAGACGAAGGCGAAAGGGCCUCGGAGGAACCUAUGAAUCCUUCCCCUUCGAGAGAGCUCAGAGUUCAGGAAUCUCGGACGACCGGCGCGCAGGAAGCCCAAGAGGACGACCCGGAAUGGGCUCCCGAUACAGCAGCAAGUGAAGAGUUAAGAGAAGAAGAUGAUGAGAGAGGAUCGGACACUAACGGGCCGCCAGAGUCUACACAUAUCAUCCAGACUCGAAGGUUGACUCAAGAGAUAACCUCGCCGCGAGCGACAUGGAGACAUACCCUUGCGGCUCAAGCAGUUGAGAAAGAGGUUGACGAACCCUCAAGAAGGCCGAACAGAAGGUCGCUGCCGGUGCAGAAUGGUUUGAGAAAAGGAAAGAGUGCUCAAGACAAGCAGGCGGAUAGAACGGCUGGGCUGUCAGAGGUAUCUGAAUCGGUGCGAGAUGAGUCUGAAUCAGAAAGCUCGUAUGAACCGGUGGCAGAGGAAGACGAAGAGGAAGAGGAAGAGGAAGAAGCAGGGGCGAGUCGACAUUUGCCCGACACGCAGCAGGAGGAACCGUCUAUCGCCGCGCGGCCAAGCAAGAGACGCCGUACCGAUGAGUAUCAGCGCAACCCUCAAGUCGAGGUCUUGCGCAAACAGCCGACGCCGCCGCCUGUGCAUUCAAAUCCAUCGCCUCCUGAUGACUACCGGAGCCGCAGGAGCUCGCGUCAUCGCUCGGAAAGUCUCGCUUUUGUCACAAGGCCCAUCGGUGCUAUCUCAGAUGAUGCGCAGAACGGGACUCGGGUGAGAAGUCCGAGAGAAAAUGCGGGGGAUAAAGCGUGGUUUGCGGAGGCUUCGAACCUUGGACAGCAAAAGGAAAACUGGGAUAUUCUAGUGACGGAAGCAUCGGAGUUGAAAGAGAAUAAAGACCCCUCUCGAGCCGAGUCCUUCGGGGCAAUCGACCAACAAUUAUCUCAGCUACGGACGAGAUAUACAAAGAUUAACAGGCAACUCCGAUCUCGACAUGGGCCUCUCCGAGAGAAUCUGCGUGAGUGCGAAGACCUUCGCCAGGCCGUCUUGGAAGAAGGGACCAGGAUCCUUGACAGCGUCUACUAUCUGUCUCUCCGCCACGCAGAGUCGCAUGCACUGCUGGAACAGGCGCAUGAGCUGGUCGGGGAGUUUGAAGCCCGGAUUUUUCCCACCAUGAUCAAAGUGAUACUUCUUUGCUUUGAAGCCUACUACACCAACCGGAGACUCUUUCCGUCGGCUUAUAGACAUCUUGCCGGGGCGAUGAAGCUCCUUCUACGAUUCUGCGACCGAAUUGCCAGCCUGCGCGCCGAGCGAUAUAUACGGUGCGAUAUACACAGUCCAACCAUCCGCAAGCCGCUUCGAGAGCUGAUCAAGGCGUUGGAAGACAACUUGCUACGACGCCGCGUGAAUGAGACCGAGGGGGCCUCCAGAGGCGACAAGAGGAGGGAAUGGACCGAGGAUGAGAAGAUUGCUCUGCUGGAUGGAUUGAAGCUGUUUCUGGGUGAGGACCGGUAUGUUCGCAUGGUCUGCCAUUUUGGACAGAAACUGCGUCACCGGACCCUACAGGAGCUUCAGACGAAAGCUCGAGAGAUUCAUGACCGAUAUCUCCCUCGAAUCCAGGAGGAUCUCAGAACGGUAGAAGGGCGUCGACAAUGGCAAUGGUUGUUGAGUGUGAACGGCGUUCAUCGUCCGGUGUCGGUGGAUUGA
Aspergillus thermomutatus is the source of this 2211-nucleotide messenger RNA. RefSeq lists its product as uncharacterized. Bases 1 to 2211 code for a protein of 736 amino acids. The transcript has 2 exons. NCBI's taxonomy places the organism in Eukaryota, Fungi, Ascomycota, Eurotiomycetes, Eurotiales, Aspergillaceae. The record is from RefSeq and is a predicted model, not a curated record.